ACACACAAUUCAAGAUUUCUUGCUUGCCUUGUUUAUGAUACUGAGAUCUAGAGACGAUAUAUCAAUUUGUUGUUCAAAUUGGGUACACACAUAACCUCUGAAACAGCUUAAGUUUGCAUAUUUUGAAGCCUCUUCCUUCAGUUUAUUUCACAAGUAUGAAGAUUUAUCUGAUGUUCACCAUCUUGGUUUUGUCAAGUCUCCUAACUUAUAAAGCUCAAGGUAUAAGGUUGGGAAAAGUAACUUUAUCACCUAGCAACCAUGAAGACAUCGUCAAGAUUUCAUUGGUUAAAGGAAGCAGUGAAGAUGGUCAAUCACUGGUACAGACUGCUGAAAUUUCAUCAGGAACAAAUAGAAAGCUUAUGACAAAAAUCAUAUCCUCUAAAACUACCACUAUUAUUACCAAGAAGAGUGAUGAAUAUAAACAUGAUCCAGAAGCAGAGGUCCAGUCUACUCAUGGGCUAAUAGGAAAGGAAGAGACUUCCUCGUUCAAUUCGCUGCAAAAUUCUAAACACUGGAAGACGGAGGUCAGCACGAAGCACUACCCGUAUGAUAUAGACAUUGCUGGAAUGGAUUAUACUCCGGCUAGGAAGAAGUCUCCAGUACAUAAUUAAAUUAGAAACAAAACUCAGGAAUACUUAUUCAAAGAAUAUAAUAAACAGUUUUGAAAAUAAUGGAAUGAAAUGGCAUUAGAAGUUAUAAAACCAUUGCAGAAAUGCUGCAAGUUUCUAGGGUCAAGGAUGAAGAUUAUGUACAUAGAACUAUAACACAGUAGAUUAAUUUGUUAUUGGUAAAUUAUGAUUUUGAUAAUCAUAAUCUCUUGUGAGCUUUGCAGGGUUCUGUAUGGUGCAUUAAUAUAUAUACACUCCAAGUUACAGUUUUGUUCAAA
Molecule: messenger RNA, 886 nt
Organism: Cynara cardunculus var. scolymus (artichoke)
Lineage: Eukaryota; Viridiplantae; Streptophyta; Magnoliopsida; Asterales; Asteraceae
Exons: 5
Coding region: 156-611 (151 amino acids)
Source: RefSeq, a predicted model, not a curated record